AUACUGCACCAUCAUAUUGCUGCUGUGGAAAAACUUGCCUUGACUACUUCUGGCUGCCCCCUAGUGAUCCAGUGCAAGAACUUCAGGGUAGUUCACUUCAUUGUUCCCAGAGAAAGGGAUUGUCAUGAUAUUUAUAACUCCUUGCUUCAGCUUUCAAGGCCAGCAAGAUACGAUGAGCUGUAUGCAUUCUCAUACAACCCGAAGCAGAAUGAAGUGGAGAGGGUGCAAGGGUGGCAGAUCAUUGAUCUGGCAGAGGAAUACAAUCGGAUGGGUGUGCCAAACUCUGACUGGCAUUUAUCAGAUGCAAACCGUGAUUAUAAGAUCUGUGAAACAUAUCCCAGAGAACUUUAUGUUCCCCGGAGUGCAAGCAAGCCUAUAAUUGUUGGCAGUUCUAAGUUCCGAAGCAAAGGAAGGUUCCCUGUGCUGUCAUAUUAUCAUAAAGUUAAUGAGGCUACCAUUUGCAGAUGUAGUCAGCCUCUCUCAGGAUUCAGUGCCAGAUGUUUGGAGGAUGAACACAUGUUGCAAGCAAUCAGUAAAGCCAAUCCUACUAACAACUAUAUGUAUGUUGUAGACACCAGACCUAAACUGAAUGCAAUGGCAAACAGAGCAGCAGGUAAAGGCUAUGAAAAUGAAGAUAAUUAUUCCAAUAUUAGAUUCCAAUUUGUUGGUAUUGAAAACAUCCAUGUAAUGAGGUCCAGCCUGCAGAAACUAUUGGAAGUCUGUGGGACAAGAGGGCUGUCAGUCAACGACUUUCUGUCCGGUUUGGAAAGCUCUGGUUGGCUGCGACACAUCAAAGCCGUUUUGGAUGCUGCCAUCUUCCUAUCCAAAGCCAUAGCUUUUGAGGGUGCAAGUGUACUUGUACAUUGCUCUGACGGUUGGGACCGGACGUCUCAAGUGUGUUCCCUGGGAUCUGUACUGUUGGAUCCAUUUUACAGAACAAUUAAGGGAUUCAUGGUUUUGAUAGAAAAAGACUGGAUUGCUUUUGGACACAAAUUUUCAGACAGAUGUGGUCAACUGGAUGGUGACCCAAAGGAAAUCUCACCAGUGUUUGCCCAGUUUUUAGAAAGCGUCUGGCAUCUGACAGAGCAGUUUCCCCAAGCUUUUGAGUACAAUGAAGCUUUUCUCCUUCAGAUCCACGAACACGUCCAUUCCUGCCAGUUUGGAAACUUCAUUGGAAACUGCCAGAAAGAACGGGAAGAACUCAAGCUUAAAGAGAAGACUUAUUCACUGUGGCCUUUCCUUCUGGAUGAACACCAGAAAUAUCUAAACCCUUUCUACAAUGAGAGUUUUUCUCAGUCACUUACAGUCAUGGAACCUGACACAAUAUCCUUUAAUUUUAAGUUUUGGAGAAAUAUGUAUCACCAGUUUGAUCACACAAUGCAUCCAAGGCAGUCUAUCCUCAAACAUGUCAUGACCCUGAGUGAACAAAACAAAAUUAUGGAGAAAGAAAUUAAGGAACUGGAAGCUAAACUUGAGUGCCACGGAAACAAGGAGUUGGAUACACUUUUCACCAAGGAGCCUUUGCAGUCUGUUAGUCCUGGGUCCCUCGUCCUGAAAACGCCUCCGUGCUUUAAGAAAGAGCAGCCAAUCUUACAUGGCAGUGACUGCAUUCGAACAGUAGAGGGCUCCAAUGCAGCAGACAAUCGGUACAGCGAAUACAUGGAAGAACUCUCUAAAGCUGAGCCCAAUGUUGUCACUCUGGAGUAUGGAGUAGCAAAAAUGACAUGUUGAGUAUCACAUAGCGCAUUGUGGGCUGGAAAGACAGAAGUUCAAGACGAAAGGGCAUUAUGAGACUGGUCUCCUGGAGCAUGAACCCCCCCCAAAAAAAAGAGUAAUGGAAAGCCUCCUUAAUGUAGACAAGAACUACACAUUGGUUUUUUUUAAAAGGCGUACUGUGGGGAGUAAUUGAAUUUAAGAGUAUCAGAAGAAUUGUGGCAAAUUUAGUAAACCUUCUGUGGCUUGAAUGGAGCGGUUUAACUAGGAUAGUAUAACAUAUGACAGUUUGCACUAGAUAACUCAGAAUGUUCUUUAAUGUGUUGAUUGCCAAAUGGCUAAUGGCCUCUGAAGAGAUGCUUCUCACACUAAAUAGGCUAUUUAUUGGGACUGUUGAAUGUAAAUAUAUGUUUGUGCGUAUACAGUGUAUGUGUACUGCUAUUUAAUCUGAUGCUUGUUACUAAAUUUAUGAUAACUCAGUUGCCAUUGAAAGUACUGUAUAUUAUACUAGAAAGUGCUAUUCUUAACAAUUUUCAGCCUGCAAUACCUCAGAGAAUGCACAGGGACUUCUUGAAAUUUGUUUCCAUCAGAAUAAUACAAUUAGAUUUAAGAUCUAAGUGGGAGAUGCUUAGUAGUUUUUGCCUAUGGACAUAUUUGUUUGCAUCAGUAGCUAUAGAAUGCCAGAUCCUUUUCUUUAAAUGUCCUUUUAUAAUAAUCUGAAAAAUUGGUUGGCUACACUGUUAAUGGAUUGAAACUGCACCCAUGAGGCUGUGCAUUUUCUGCAUACUUCUUCCCUGGCUAGCUGAAAGUGGUAAGAGGAGAUUUGUAAUCUUUGUGUACCUGUAGACUGUGUAUGUGUUUUCCUUUCAAUUAGAACAAAACCGGUAGUAAGCAAAGUCUUUGUUUCAAAUUGGUUAUGCUUUUGGAUAUUCCACGUAUUUGGCAGCUGCCUACAAACCAAUUUAGGUAAUCAAAGAAAAAUACAAUUUUGGGAGCAGCACCUAUUCUUCACUGCACUGGUGGCUAGGUGUAUGAUUUUUAUUCCUUUUGAUGAUCUGUUUUUAAAACAAGCAGCUUUGGUUUUUUUCUCUUUGAAAAGAUGCCACUCUUAAUCAGUAGGCAUGCUGCAUUAGCAAAAUUUGUGAACAGUUGCCCUCAGAUAACAGAGUGAGCAGCUUCUCUUGCUUGAGAACUGAGGGAGAAAAGACACCAAGUUUACAGGCCAGCUGGCUCUAGUCUGUCUAAAGCCACUUGCUUUAAAAGCUUGUUAAUGAUCACAUCUUCAACAUGCAGUUAUACUACCUGGGAUUGAAAUGAUCUCUAGUUAACAAGAUGACUUUGAUUAGGAGGGUUAUGUUGUAUAUCUCAUAUAGGUAAAUCAAAUGUGUUCCCAGCAUGGUUGUUUCUUGGUGAUCAGAAUAGAGAUUGGAUUUGCUUUCAGUCCAUGAUCCUCCUCUGUUGGCUUUUCCUAAUUUGUUUUUACGGUCCAAAUGAAAGAAAAGAAAUGAGCUUUGAGAGCUGAGGUUAUAAACAUGUACGCCUUGCGGUAUACAGCCCCCUGGGUGGUAGAGUAGGUUGAUUUGUACCUGAGGGAUCAAAUGCUUCUUUGGCUCAAAGUGAAAAUUAGUUUAGACUCGCUUUAAUCCCUGAAGGCUGUUUGUUCAAAACUGGCCACACGGCACACAACAAAACGUGACACAGAGUUGGUUGUGUUUCCCUUGCCCCAAGUGGGGAUCCUGCUGUUCAUAAACGGGAGCAAUACAGGUCAUUCCACAAGUUUUUCAUUGUGAUGUGUUAACAGAAGGAAGAAGUUGAAGGCGUGUAUUCUUCAGCAUUGUCUUAAUGAUGUUUUUGCCAAUGGUGGGUGAGAGGAGAAAGGUAAUUCCAGCAUUUCGUGUAAUAAAUCCUAUAUCAACUGUAUAAUCCUGCAUCAACUGUAUAUUCUUGCAUUUCCUGCCAUUUUAAACAAGGUGCGAAUUUUGCAUUGACAUUGAUUUUGAGGGAAAUAUGCAGCUAGAGAAAUCUGUGCCUUUUGCUUGUUUCUCCUAGUUUUCUGCUGUGGGUCGGUAUGUUACUUAAAACACUGAAAAUACAAGGCUAAAUGUGGUUUCACUGUUUUGUGUGCAUUUUUAAUACCUAUAAAAAUAACCUGUAUAUAAGGCCUCUUGUAGGCCUACAGAAUUAAUGUCUUAUACUAAUCCUUGCAUAAUGGGGGAGAAAGCAUUCUUGUUAUGAAUGUUCCAGGAAAAAUAUAUUUGAUGUUAAAUGUAUUACCUGAAGUUA
This is a messenger RNA of Pogona vitticeps (central bearded dragon), 3996 nucleotides long. The record is from RefSeq and is a predicted model, not a curated record. Lineage: Eukaryota; Metazoa; Chordata; Lepidosauria; Squamata; Agamidae.